This is a messenger RNA of Drosophila grimshawi, 2157 nucleotides long. RefSeq lists its product as uncharacterized. Gene Ontology annotation, molecular function: ligand-gated monoatomic ion channel activity. Gene Ontology annotation, cellular component: membrane. The transcript has 7 exons. The record is from RefSeq and is a predicted model, not a curated record. Bases 33 to 2087 code for a protein of 684 amino acids. NCBI's taxonomy places the organism in Eukaryota, Metazoa, Arthropoda, Insecta, Diptera, Drosophilidae.
UGGCGCUGCUCUCCACAUGGAUCUCCCUGGCGAUGGCUGAGAAGAGCUGGACUCAUCUAAUGAAUCCCCUGCCCCUGGACAGCUACCAGGCUGAGCUGAAGCUGCUGCUCGAGCGGCUGUUGUGGCGGGCACAGGUGGAGCGUUGCAUCGCUGUCAUCACCGAUGAACUGCACUCGGCCAUCUACGAUCGGGCGUAUUUCGAGGCAGUCGAUCGAGGCUUCCCCGCCAGCUUUGUGGUGCGUGUCAACGCGAGCGACAAUCUCCGCCAGCCACCCAAACAAUUGGAGCUGCUGCUGCGCGCCAUCAAGUCCAGUGAUUGUGAUCUGCAUGUGAUCACUCUGCUCAAUGGGUGGCAGGUGAAACAGUUGCUGCAGUUUGUCUACGAGUCGCGUUCGCUGAACAUGCAACGCAAGUUUCUGCUGCUGCACGAUGUGAGGCUGCUCUCCGACGAUAUGUUGCAUGUGUGGAGUGUCUUUGUGAACGCCGUCUUCCUCAAGCGGCAGCCCGACAACAGCUAUAGCAUCUCAACCAUUGCCUAUCCGGGCAUUUUGAGCGGAGUUGUGGUCGUCAAACAGCUGGACAAUUGGAGAACUGAUAAACGCAUUGAUCCCAUUCACAUUUUUGGGGAUAAGACACGAAAUUUGAAUGGUGCUCAACUACCAGUUGCCCUGGCUGAGCACAUGCCGAUGGUGCUGCCGAAUGGAUCCACAAGUGGCUACGAGGGCGUUGAGGUGGAGAUCAUGAAUGCUUUGGCCCAAGCCUUAAAUUUCCAGCCCCAAUAUUAUGCAAUAAAUGAGAGUGCUGCUGUCAGCGAUUGGGAGCAGCCCCUGCUGGAGAACGAGACCCGCUUGGAGAGGGGACUCAUUGGUGAAGUGGCGCAGCACAGUGCCCGCUUUGGCAUUGGGGAUCUGCAUCUGUUCGAGAGUUAUGUGCAGCUGGUGGAGCUGAGUGCGGCACACAGUGUGGAAUGCCUGACAUUCCUUACGCCGGAAUCAUCCACGGACAACUCGUGGCAGACUUUCAUUCUGCCCUUCAGCGGGGCAAUGUGGGCGGGCGUGCUCCUCUCCCUGAUCGUGGUGGGAACCAUUUUCUACAUGAUUAGCUUCCUCAAUGCUUUGCUGCUGGGCGGCAGCAGUCAGGUGGUUUUCUUCCGCUGUCUGCGUCGCAGGCGCGGCAUGCAACGGGACUCGCUCAGCUGGCGUCGCUUAAGCUUUCGCAUUGCGCUGAGCAAACAUCGGGCUGGCAGGGGACAGAAGUCGACCAGACCAGGUCGACGGGACAUCUUCGAUGACUACUCCAAUUGCAUCUUGCUCACGUACAGCAUGCUGCUGUAUGUGGCACUGCCACGCAUGCCCCACAACUGGCCACUGCGCGUGAUGACCGGCUGGUAUUGGAUCUACUGCAUCCUGCUGGUGGCCACCUACAGGGCCAGCUUCACGGCCAUUCUGGCUAAUCCAGCAAAACGUGUCACCAUUGAUACGCUGCAGGAUCUGAAGCGAAUCAAUAUUCCAACCGCAACUGGCGCCGCCGAGCAUAAGCAGUUUUUUGUGGAUGCCACCGAUGAGACAGCUCAGGAUGUGGGUGCCAGAAUGGAUAUAGUCGAUAAUAUCGCCGAUUUGAAGCAGAGCAUUGCUCGUGGCAAGUGCGCCUACUACGACAACGAGUUCUAUCUGAGGCAACUGCGUGUGGCAGAUGAGGCACGUGGCGUGGGAUCCUCCUCUCUGCACAUCAUGAGGGAAUGCGUUGUCCAUAUGCCCGUCGUGCUGGCUCUGGAGAAGAAUUCACCGUUGAAGACCCACGUCGAUGACAUAAUUCAGCGUCUGAGCGAGGGCGGUCUCAUUGCCAAGUGGCUGAGGGAUGUGGUGAAGCGUCUGCCCGCCGAGGAGCAGACCCCGCAGGAGGCGCUAAUGAAUCUGCACAAGUUCUGGAGCUCCUUUGUGGCACUGGGCAUUGGCUACCUGGUGUCGAUAGCUGCGAUGCUCGCCGAGCGCUGGCAUUUCAAAUAUAUUGUGAUGCGGCAUCCAUUAUACGAUGUGUAUAAUCCCAGUUUAUACUAUAAUUUUAAGCGCCUCCAUCCAGAUGAAUAGCGCAACAAUUAGUGGCAGAUUUAGUAAAGAUAUUUGAUAUUUGUAUAAGCACAUUAAUAUAAUAAACACA